GGGAAUGGCCCGCUCCUCGUAGUCUUCAUAGGAGUUUCGUGGAACGCUCUUGUUGCGUCUGCGCAGCGAUCCCUGUCGGCUGGACAUUGGUUCCACUCUCUUCUCUUCUAUAUUUAAGCGAUGUCGAGCAACAUGCUAGUUUAGUCGUCACUCAGCCGUUUGUUUUCUGUUACUGAAUCAGAUAGUAUUAUUGAAACGUUUGAAAUGCCGGAGGGUUACACGAAAGCCACUGCCUGGCUGCAAAUUCACAGCCUGCUGAAUAGCAUCAACCACAUGCUCAUCUUUCUGGUGGCCGUGUUCUUUUUCAUCCUGGCGCGCAGUCUGGAGUUCAAGGAUACCGCCAUGCAUAUGUUUAUGACUGGUACUGGAUUCCACGUCCUUAUCGCCCAGGCCAUGAUGUCACAUUCGAAAGUGAACCCGCUCACCCGUUGGCUGUCGCACCGAAACAAGUCGCGCCUCCACGCCAUUCUGCAGAUUGUGGGUGGCUCCAUGGUGCUGUUGGGCUCCCUGGGCAAAUUUUCCAGCAAGGAGGUGCACUUCAACACCUGGCACGGCCGAGUGGGUGGAGCUGCUUCAUUUUUCUGCGCGGCCAGCAUUGUGGGUGGUUUCGUCAACUACUUCCAGCCCAAGCUCGCCCUGAAAGUGAUGCCUCCAUCGGAGCUUCGCUUCCGCCAUAAUCUAUUUGGCUUGGUCACCUUUACUCUGGGAAUGGGUGCCAUUUACCUGGGCUAUUACUCGAAAUUCUUUACCAAGUAUGUGGACACUGACUUUAUUCCCGGCAUGAUGCUGAUCACCGGCAUUGUUUAUGGACUCACCAUUAUCGCGCCGGUGUCAUCGCUCCUAACUAAGCUUAAGUAUCGGUCCAAGAGGAAGGCGGAGCAGGUCCAGUAAGUGAUACUGGGGAGGAUGAGGCUGAGGCCACCGAGGCUAACCGAAAUUUGUCAGGUCCUAGCAUGAAAAUAAAUAGCUUGGCGUUUGGCCAAAUUGAAAUCUCUGGCCGCAACUCAAAUUGCACAUGCAGACGCAAAAAGAGUCGACAACCCGGCAGUCUGACAAUAUUAUAAUGAAAUAUUACAGUAA
Messenger RNA from Drosophila sechellia, 1080 nucleotides. RefSeq lists its product as uncharacterized. Gene Ontology annotation, molecular function: transmembrane monodehydroascorbate reductase activity. The transcript has 4 exons. The record is from RefSeq and is a predicted model, not a curated record. NCBI's taxonomy places the organism in Eukaryota, Metazoa, Arthropoda, Insecta, Diptera, Drosophilidae. Bases 205 to 891 code for a protein of 228 amino acids.